AUGAGGAGCACAUUAUUAUCUUUAUUGCUACUGAAUUUGUCAGCAUUUUGCUAUGCAUCAUGCCCAUCGGGUAUGACUGCACAUGAUAGCAAGUAGGUGCAAAUAUUGUAUGUAUUUUGAUGUUAUGUCAAAAGUUAUAGAUGUUACGCUUAUCUUGGUAUGGAUUUCUCACGCAACAAUUCAUUGAGCGUCUGUCAAGCAACCUACGGACCAUAUGCAAGACUUGCCAAACCAACAAGCAAAAUUGAAAAUGAUUUUUUGACCAGAAUGGUGCAAAGUAACGAAAUUUUCAAUUUAACAUAAAUACAUUUUUUAUAGAAAAUGUUAAUUUCAGCAAACGCUGUUUGGUACACUUGGCUUGAUUACAUCUCAAAUGGUGUAUACUUCGUUGACGAAAAUGGCCAAACCCCAAAAUACACUGAUUUCGCUAUUGGCGAGCCAUUCAGCGUUGCUUCUGGUUAUUGCUUGACACUUGGAAUGAGUGGAUUCUGGUAUGCUCAACCGUGCACAGAAAAUCAUAGUGCUUUGUGUGAAUUGGAUUAUUAUAUUACCACGAAAAAGACAACGCCGACACCAAAAGUGACAUCAACUACGGCGCCACAACAAGGAUAUCCAAGUUGCAUGUAUAAAUAUUUGAGUGAGUCUGGAAUUUGAAAAAUUAUUCUGACAUUGAGAAGCUGUACUGUAGUUUUUUUUGAAUGUUUUAAGACCAGCUGAUUUUGAAUUUUAAGGAUUUUUCCAAUUCAAUUUGAGAACUUCAGGAAAAUGUGAAUAUGAGCUUUUUUUUGUUCUCAUUGAACGCAGAAUUAUUUUCCCACAUUUGUUGUUCAGUUUGAACCACCAAAAAUCUUACCAGUCUUUCAAAAAUCAAAAAUUUUGGUGAAAAAUUUUGAAGUUGAAUUGUCAGAAAAAUUUAUUGAAACUUGAAUCUGGAAGUUCCCAGCUCUUCUCAAAAUUAUUCCACAAAAUUCCAGACACAGUUCCAUGUCCAAGUGGUUGGGAUUAUUAUCCAGCAACUUGCUCGUGCUUUAAAGUGAGUUCAACAAAACAGCAAAUCUGAGUGUUCUCUGAUUAUUUUUCCAGGUGAUCUCCAACAUGACAUACUACAAUUCUUUGAAUUAUUGCCGUGCUUUGGGCGGAUAUCUCGCUUCUGUUCAUACAUCAGGGGAAGCAGCUUUCAUUAGAGGUAAAAUAUUUACAUGGGCGAAUUUAAACGAAAAUCUGUUGAAACUCAAAGGUUUGAACUAUGAACAUCAGAUGAUUCGAGAGAGCCGAUUAUUUUAAUUUUUUAAUAUAAAAACCAGAAAAAUCAAUUAUUUCAGGUGUUGCCAUGAAACAAUCGGAUUAUUGGAUUUAUACCGCAACUGGUCGAGAUAACAUCAUCGUUGGCUUGAACUACAACUACGAUAACAGAACAUUGCAAUGGGAUGAUUCAACACCAUUUGAUUAUCCACAAGGUUUUGCUCCAGGAGAACCAUCUUCUCUCACAUUACAAGGACAGAUCAUUCUCACAAAUCCAAUGGGCUACACAACUUAUAUGCGAAUGUUUGAUUGCUCGUCUCAAAGUUGUAGAUAUGCAGCUUGUAAGAAGACUGUGUAUUGA
Caenorhabditis angaria is the source of this 1603-nucleotide messenger RNA. NCBI's taxonomy places the organism in Eukaryota, Metazoa, Nematoda, Chromadorea, Rhabditida, Rhabditidae. The record is from the annotation of a GenBank genome assembly.